This is a messenger RNA of Camellia sinensis, 439 nucleotides long. NCBI's taxonomy places the organism in Eukaryota, Viridiplantae, Streptophyta, Magnoliopsida, Ericales, Theaceae. The record is from RefSeq and is a predicted model, not a curated record.
UUUAAAGGCUUAAAUUGCAUCCAUGGCAGCAACUAAUUAGUUGGGAUCUGUUGACAAUGUUGCAGACAAGUGCUUCCUUAAAAUUCACUGUUUUGAACCCCAAAGGACGCAUCUGGACCAUGGUAGCUGGUGGUGGUGCAAGUGUUAUUUAUGCUGAUACUGUUGGAGACUUGGGUUAUGCAUCAGAACUUGGGAAUUAUGCAGAGUAUAGUGGUGCUCCUAAUUUCACUGAUGUUGCUGUUGCUUUUAAUGGAAUUAUUAGAGCACUAAGGGAGAAGGAAUCCAAGCUAAAAGCAGCAAGAAUGCAUAUUUAUGUGAGAAGGGGUGGUCCAAACUAUCAGACUGGUUUGGCAAAGAUGCGUGCCCUGGGUGAGGAACUAGGGGUUCCUCUGGAGGUAUGAGAUAAAAUCUCAGCUAUAUCUUUAUCACAUAUUACAAA